This is a messenger RNA of Drechmeria coniospora, 1944 nucleotides long. RefSeq lists its product as uncharacterized. The record is from RefSeq and is a predicted model, not a curated record. Bases 1 to 1944 code for a protein of 647 amino acids. The transcript is spliced from 4 exons. Lineage: Eukaryota; Fungi; Ascomycota; Sordariomycetes; Hypocreales; Ophiocordycipitaceae.
AUGCGCUUCUGGAAGUUACUGCUGCUGAGUCUCCUCGGCCUGACGCUGGCCGACCCACCACAGGCUCCGGAGGACGACUUGCCUCACUCUCGCGGUCGCAUGUUGAAUCCGACGGAAGGCGGAUUUUACCGUUGGGUCGUCCUCGAUCGAAACUUUGCGCCUGGUCACCGCCUCGUUUCCUCAAACGCCGCAUUCAGCUAUAACAAUGCCGUCAUUCACGUCACGGAUCGCACAUUCGCCGUUCUCCAUCAACAAGGCAUCGAUCAUGUCGUCAUCUGUGACAUGGUUGAGGUUUCCGAAGAGAUCGAGGAGGAAUUCGCGAGAAACCACGUUAGACUGACAAGAGUCCGUCGCUUCGGGGAUGACCCGUACCAAAACUGGAUUGUCUUGUUUACAUUGUGGAACAUCGUUCUAGAGCAUGCCGACAGCACCGCAGUCUGGGCCGGCAUCGACUCGCCCUUGAGCUGGGCGGGCACCAUCAUCUCGGCAUUGCAGAUCCUAUCCAUGCAUUCCAUCGGGCAGCUACGACUUCUCAGCGACGAGGAUUAUUCGCGAAACAACGUCAACAGAAUGGACAUGCUUCAUUUUCUGAGGACCUUUCUGAACUUUGUCGCGGCCAACGUACGUGUCGUUGGACAGGAUGCGACCUCUGCCCGUCAAUCACCCGGUCCUGCAGGCGCCGUUGCCGAGCAUGAUGCUGGCGCAGUGGAUCCGGGUCCUGCCGCAGGGCACGAAAAUGGUCAUGAUGCGGAGGAUUCUAGCUCAGCCUCGGCGCACGAGCAUGACGAUGGUGCGGAGGAUUCGAGUUCAGACUCGGCGCACGAGUCGUGUGCGUCGCUUGAUUUACAGAGUGUAACGGAGGAUUCGGGAGAAGCGACCUGCAGCGGCCACUCGCCCGGUCUUGUAAGGGUCAUUCCCGACAAUGAUGCCAGUGCCGAGGAUCCGAGUCCUGCCCCAGUGCACGAUAAAGCUGAUAGCGCAGGGGGUUCGCAUUCAACCUUGCGACACAAAUCGGGUGAGACGUCUCUGGAGGGUGAGCCUGCCAGGUUGACAAGAGCAUCGCGUGAGCUGCGGGCGAGUUUGAAUUCCACCAUAUCAGUGGAAUUGUCAAGAAACGAUGUUCAUGCCGAAGUCUGCGCUCGGGUGAACCCCGAGGCUUCCCAGCCUAUUGUCGUAUUGCUUCCCGGGGACCGGCCGGCACCCUCUGCUGAUGGUGCCGGCGGAUCGGCCGCCCCUGGUGAGCAGGCCAAUACGAAUCCCGAGCCCCAGCAAACCAGCCAGCAAGAACAUGUGGAACAGGGGCUGCAGGCCUUGGACGCCUUGGACACGACCUGUAUUCCUGCGGCGUGUGCCGCCAUCCUCGCCUUGGCGAUGGGAAGGGGCCAGGGCCACAGCAGACGAUCCUUGUCGCAGUACGCGUACAGCGAUAGCAAGAAUCCAUUUAAGCCGAAGGAAUCGGAGAUGAAGCAAUGCGAAAGCCAGAUGUAUUUCGCGACAAAGAAAAAACAGCCGUGGUGCGAGAGCCUGGAAGAGGUCGAGGUAGGCUUCGAGAUGUCUCCCGAAUUACUCGCCGGCACCUGGGAUUGUUUAGGCAUUGCCUUGAACCAAACGUACGGUAUGUUUAAGCAGCAAAUUGCAUAUAAACCCGAUGCUGGCUCCGAGACUUGGUCUACUCUCAACCUGGAGGCUUGGCUCGGCAAGGGCACGACCAGCAUUAGUCUCAAGAAAAUUCGCAUGGUCGAUCUAACCGUUAGGGAGUGCGGCGUUAAUUAUCCAUUUGCGCCCCAUGCCGAUAUAUUUAAAGUUAAAGCGGAUCUGCAGUACAGGAGCAUCAUCAUUCAGUGGAGAAAUCAGUCUUUAUCGCCAAAGCGCCAGAACCAGGAGACGUUUAUUCCGACGCUGUUAAUCUCAUUGACCUUUUCGGUACAAUGGAGGUUCAUCUAA